Topomyia yanbarensis is the source of this 2953-nucleotide messenger RNA. Its product is annotated as calponin homology domain-containing protein DDB_G0272472. Lineage: Eukaryota; Metazoa; Arthropoda; Insecta; Diptera; Culicidae. Gene Ontology annotation, cellular component: nucleus. The record is from RefSeq and is a predicted model, not a curated record. The transcript is spliced from 3 exons. Bases 498 to 2153 code for a protein of 551 amino acids. Gene Ontology annotation, molecular function: zinc ion binding.
AAUAUUUGAAUUGGAAAAUAAUGGCGAAUCAUAAAAACACAAAACGCUCGAUAGAUAAAUGAGAUGAACGAUGUACUGAUGCCACGUCAAAAGUGUGUAGUAGCUGGCAGCCCGGAUCAUUUACUUUUAUGUCGUUUGCUUCGCAUCUCAGUUCCAAUCCAACAUGGCGGUCGAAAAUUUCCGAAAGUUUUGUGUUUUGUUUCCACGCCGUGCUGUAUGAAAGAGGAUUUGGCUGUGUAAUUCGUUGCAAAUCCUAAUAAAAUUCAUGCGAAAAGUUAGAUAAAGUGAAGAACUAUAAACUACAAUAGUUAUUUCGAGUUGAGAUAUAAAUUCUGGUGAUAAAAUUAGCUUGUACCGCAAACGCGUCUGUUUUCCCUCUUAGUGGCUGGAAAAAGAAGAAGUUACGCGUAGCUUUUCCCAUGUAAACUUCUGUUCAGUUUGAAAAAAUACUCAUUGAAAGAACUGGCGGCAAACGCGUUAAGUUACAGCAUUGAGGAAUGGACAGUUACAAUAUGAUGAAUAACUCCUAUGGGAAUAUUGUGUAUAGUGGCCAAACAGGUGAAAUUACCGAGCUGCAAGGUGAACCACAGCCAGUAACUCACCAGACACAUUACAUUGAAGACCCAAAUCAUAUUUAUCAGCAACCCACUGAAGAGACGCAAUCUACAAUUGAAGUUCUGAAAGAAAAUCACUUCCAGGAGCGGGACAGCAUAAUAGCGAAUAACGUUCAAGAGCAAAGUGACAUCGAUUCGGUGGCCUAUCAAGUGAAUUCGUCAGACAUGGAGCAACCGGAUGCGACCAAGAAUCACGAUAGUGAAAUCGAGGUAGCCCCUGAAAAUACACAGUCAGAUGAGCUACCUGAAACCGCGGAAGAACCGACGAAGGAGGAAUCAAACGAUGAUAGCAAAACCGAAGAAGUGAAAGAUGAGAAUCCAGAAAACAACAAUGAAGCCGGCACGGAACAAGAUCAACCUGACGGAGAGUCGUCAAAAGAUAUUAAAGAAAACAAAGUUGCUGAUGAGGACAGCAAAAAAAUCAAAGUCUUUCGCAGAGAUGGAGAACCAGCUGAUUUGGAUGUUUGCCGAGUAUGUACGUCAAAAGAUAAUCUGUCUGAUAUUUUCGAGUUCGAAUCUUCGGUUAGGAUUUGUGAUCUAAUAAUGAAAAUAUGCACAGCGGUUCGCAUAACACAGCGGGAUCAUUUACCCCAUAAAAUUUGCAACGGGUGUGUCGAGAAAGUCAGAAUCGCUUACGAGUUUAAAACAACCUGCGAGAAUACUGAUAAGGAACUACGAAAAACAUUGAAGAGGGCUUAUAAUAAGAGUCGAAGAACAACCGAUUUCGUUAUUGUCAACUGUCCAAUGUCCGACGAGGAAGAAAAUGACGAUGAACCGCAGGACGAUGACGAGUACAAAGUUUCGCAGUCGGAAGUUGAAUCCGAGCCAGUAACAUCCGACGACAGUUUCGCACCGGCAAGUAAAAAGAAGAGAACCCCUAGACGAGGACGAGGUCGCAGGCCAAAGAUAGAAGUUACUCCGCCGACCUCGACUGGCGUUAAGCGGCGACGGGGUAGGCAGCCUGCUGCCAAACCAUCGCCUGCAACUCCUGCUGCGGCCACUCCCCGUCGAGGUCCAGGACGCCCCCCUAAAGCUUCAAAAUCACCAGGAAUUGCUAACGUGGUCUAUAUAGAAGCGCCGGAAGCCAGUUCGACGGACAGCGAAGAUGAUAAACCGAUCAAACAGCGUAAGACUCACGAUUGCACAAAGUGUGAUGAAACUUUCAAGACAGGCGUUGAGCUGAAAGAACAUCUUCAAACACAUAAGGGCGAUCUGUUCCCGUGCACAAAGUGUGAAAAAUCUUUCAAGUCGAAAGUGUACUUGUCGAAUCACUUGGAGCGGCAUGACCAGGACGAUAAGAAGCGUGAAGAGAGGAUCAAGGCGAAGGAGCUCAAGAAACAACAGCAACGGCAGAAGGAGCUUCAGAAGCGCCAGAAGGAGAACGAGGAACGUUCCAAGAGACCGAAACUGCCAGCUUCUUCUAGCAGUGCGGAAAAGAAGAAAAAGGUGGAACCCGUACCCGCCAACAGUGGGAGAGAUCUCUUCAAAUGUGUGGCGCCGGUUACUUCUACAUAUUGGAGCGAUAGCUUCUCGGAUUAAGUCGGCAAUAAUGAUGGGUUCGACUGUCAGUAGGUUCGAAACGGCUGCGAGCGUGAGGAGUGCUGCGAAUGGAACAACUAUAUAACGGAGAGUGCCAUUUUGAUUGCGUGUGAAGUGUUACACUAUUGUUUUCUUCGUUAUUUUUCUACGAAAACAGUGAUAAUCACGAGACAGAUGGAAAAUCGAAGAUGGUUUUGACAUUAUGAAUCAGUAAAUUGAUACAGACGUGGCACUGCAGUGGCUUGUAAAUAAUGCUGAUUUGUUUUAAAAGAAAUAAUGGACGGAAAAAUCAAUGUUGAGUAAGGUAUUUUCAAAAAAACUUAGUCUAUAAGUUACAUUAUCAAAUCAAUUGUUCAUACUGAGGGCAUUAAUUGCUGGUACUUUGUAGCAAAAGAAUACAAUCACCUUUUUUUAGUUUUUCGGAGCGUAGGACAUUAUUUCUCCGAUCGAUAAAAUGAUUUCAUUCACUGAUAUCUCGUGUUAUGUUUUCACAGAGAUCAGCAGUUUUACUAAACUCUAUUUAAUAAGAAAGUUGUGUGAAACACAAGGGCGUUUGCUUGUCGAUCAUUUCUUUGUACUAUCUCAAUAUCCAGGAUGCAGAUAAUUGUUUUCGUGCAAUGUCCAACCGAAAAGAGAAAACACAGUGAAGUUCACAAAUAGAAAAGCACUAGAAUCACCUAUAGACUAAACUUGUUUUAUAAUAGGAUUAAAUGCCGCCAAUUUAUGAUUAUCAGCAGUUGGAACUAUCUUUAAAGACCAUAUUCAAUAAAAGGAAGAAUAGAGAAAAAAUUGUUUUUCUU